AUGGCAAAUUGUUGUUCCAAAGCUACAUCAUUUUUUGGAGUGGUGCAACGUAUUUAUACAAUGUUUUCUUCUUCUACUAAAAGAUGGAAAAUUUUACUAGACCAUAUCCCUAACCUUACUUUGAAGUCAUUGUCACAAACACGUUGGGAAAGUCGUAUUGAAAGUGUAAAAGCUAUAAGAUUCCAAACUUCACAAAUAAGAGAUGCUUUAUUUAAGUUAGGUGAAAUGAAUGAUGAACCUAAAAUAAAAAGUGAAGCUGAAUGUUUGGCAACUUAUGAGCUUGAAAAUUUUGAAUUUUUGCUAGGCAUGACUAUUUGGUAUGAAAUAUUGUUCGCUGUAAACUCAGUUAGUAAACACUUUCAAUCAAAGGAUAUGAGCAUUGAUGUUGCUAUAGAGCAAUUGAAAGGGCUUAUUUCUUUUUUCAAAAAAUACAAGGAAUAUGGUUUUGAAAAUACCAUAAUUUCGGCUAAAGAAAUUGCUACCGAAAUGGAUAUAGAACCUAAGUUUCGUGAAAAACGUAUUAUUCGUAGAAAGAGACAAUUUGAUGAGAUUAUUGACAAGGAAGUUUUAAAAACUCUUGAAGAAUCAUUUAAAUCUGACUAUUUUUUGUACAUAUUAGACCAUGCAAUUACAUUAUUUCGAACUCAAAGAGUAAAUUUUAAAUAA
Vicia faba (fava bean) is the source of this 666-nucleotide messenger RNA. The record is from the annotation of a GenBank genome assembly. NCBI's taxonomy places the organism in Eukaryota, Viridiplantae, Streptophyta, Magnoliopsida, Fabales, Fabaceae.